Scophthalmus maximus (turbot) is the source of this 4213-nucleotide messenger RNA. RefSeq lists its product as uncharacterized. The transcript is spliced from 3 exons. Lineage: Eukaryota; Metazoa; Chordata; Actinopteri; Pleuronectiformes; Scophthalmidae. The record is from RefSeq and is a predicted model, not a curated record. The coding region runs from base 1889 to 3421 and encodes 510 amino acids. Gene Ontology annotation, biological process: positive regulation of cell size; positive regulation of translation.
UUCAGCUUCUUUAAUGUGAAUAUUUUCUGGUUUCUUUUUUCCUCCAUGACAGUAAACUAAAUAUCUUUGGUUUGUGGACAAAACAAAACAUCAUCGUGAGUUAAUUUUUCACAAUUUUGUGAACCAAACAACCCUAAAAAGGACUCAAUGUCAAUAGCUGAUUUCAUCAAUGCGAGUGUCUUUUGGUUUAUUCAUUUAAAAGAGACGUUGCACAUUAAUAAUAAUUAACAUGUGUACUUGAGUCCAAUGUAAAUGUGCCAGAUUUGGCCAUGCAGGCUAGUUUUCAUCUGCAGUCUGUCAAGUGUACAGUGAACAGCUGGUCAGUUACAGGAACGUGGGUUAUUUUAACUACUUGUUUUUUCUUAGCCUUUCUUAUAGGUGAGUGUACAUUUACAGUAGUUGUGCAUAUUUUUACCCUCCUAUGAGAUCAUGUUAAAGUCAAGUCACUCCAGCUUCGUUUCAGCUACAACAACAGUCUCUCCCAGCAGCUGUGACUGGACUGCUGCUCAUCCUCCUGCCGCGAUGGAUAAAUCCUCUUUAUCUCCCUGUGCUGUUAUCACCAGGAGUUUUUUUUAUUUUUAUUUUUUAUAACUACACAUUGUUUUCAAAGCUCCAGCUAUUUCUAUUUGAAAAUAUCGCCUAGCUGUCGCAGAGCCGCAACAUAAAGGCUUCAUGCUAUUUUUGUCAGAGCGAAACCUUGAUGGCUUAUCCUGCUUUAAGUCCUUUUUUGUCCCAUUCGGGGAGAUUAUGGUUCUCUAUAGUGAGCGGAGAUUGAUUUAUAUAAAAAAAAAAAAAAAGGAUGAUCAACUUAACAUGGCUUGGACACAUAGCCUGACACUGACGGAAUGCAUAUAUGGACGAAGACAUAUUUUCUUUUACAGUCUUUUACUUUCUUCUUUUCUGCUCAACUGUCAGGAGUGGCAAAGAGUGGGAUCACGAGGCGUUAAAAAGAGGUAUAUAAAUAAAGGAGAUACAAAAUAAUGACAAUGUUCCUCCAGUGCAAAGGCAGUGGCUCUGUCUCCUUGACUCAGAGGGCUGUCUACUCCCCUGCCUGUGUAUGUUAGAAACCCCACCUACCCCGGUGCUUCUCUCCUCCCCUCUCCUCUCCUCCCCUCCCCUCCCCUCUCAGAUUUCUUGGCCACGGAAUCCCAGACACUGUUUAAUUGCAGAGUGCAAAGGCUUUAGUCGGGCUAAUGAGCGCAGGACUCUUUCACACACUCUCAGAGAGACAGAAGCCCGUAUGGAUUCCGUUACCGGAGGAGCCUCUUGUGGUGGCUGGAUCUCAGGUGGGGGAGAAAGAAGGAAUUCACAAAUUCAGGUACUGCCGACUAUGUGAGAGAAUCUACCAGAGGCAGGAGACAGAGUUAGAGGUGGAGAAAAAGAGGGGAGCGGGAGAGGGAGGGGGAAGGAGGAAACGGGAAAUACACAGCCAGAGAGAGAGGGAGGGAGAGAGAGAGAGAGAGAGAGAAAGACUGGAAGCCUGCAGCAGCAAAUGAGAUAGAACAACGAGGCGGGAGAGGUAGAAAGACAGACAGAGAGGGAGGGAGAGGGGCCCCGAGUAGGAGAGGGCUACAGGGUAAGGAAGAAGAAGGAGUAAGAAAAAGUUAGGAGAAGUAGGAGAGCCGGUGUCCAGGGGAAGGUAAAGAACGGGCGCUGAGAUUAACAACUACAGGAGAAAAGAAGAAGGGAAACAACAGACAGGAAGGAAGGGGAGGGAGAAGUCUUGGGCAGAGAGAAAGAAAAAAGAGCUGAAGAAAAGUUUUCUUGUGGGAAGGCGCAGAUGAGGAAAACAGAGCGAGUGAAUGACUGGGCAGGAGAGAGCAGGGGGGGGAGGAAACCAGUUGUUUUGUAACGCGCUUUCCACACAAUCCUCUGGACUCCUUUGGACAUGUACACAGAAAGCGCACAAACAACGGGACACCACCGAUUUCUUCAGCAUAAAGACACCCCCGCCCCUUGCCCCUGCCAGCACUGUGUCCACCAUGAGCAGCCGUAUGGCCAUCACGGUGGGCCGGGAUACCAACCGGCAUCAGCCAGACAGACGGACCACCCAUCCCUGGACGGCAGGAGAGACAUCCAGGCUCCUCGGGUUAAAAACGCCGGGGGCAGAGCUUUCUUGGUGGACGGGGUUGAGAGAAGCGGUCAUCGCAGCCCACAGAGGAGGCCUGUGUUUGCGGGGCCAGGCCCUUACAGCCAUUCAGACGACUGGGGCCAAGUUUGCCCCUGGGAGUUGAACCCUGCCCAGUGGAGCUACGCACUGGAGUCUGGGGUGAGACACUACCCAUCUGUCAGAGAACAGUGUGGCUGUGUGGCGCCUGGCGACACCAGGGCACACGCCUUGAAGGCUGGAACUCCACACCCUCUCCCUCAUCUUCAGGUCAAAGGUCAAGGAUACAGACUGAGGAGGACUGUCAGGUAUGUCUCUGUGGAUGAGGAAGAGGAAGGCUGCGAAUGCCCCCUCGAGAACUAUCAGGUGGAGCCACACGGUCCCCAUGUGGGUCACUUGCCCGUACCAAAUGGCCACUGUGGACCGAGGCCAGUGCUCUUUGAAGGAGGGGAGGAAAGAGAUAGCCAUCAGGACUGGGGCAAGCAGAAGGGUGGAUCAGAGGAAGGCUAUAAUGGACGCAGUGGCUUUCACAAAGGUUUCUUCCCCACCGAAGUCCCACAAAAUCACCUAAACCACAGCAGACGGAAGGGGCCCGGCAUCCCCCCCUCCGGCAUCACCAGAUCGGACACCUCAGAACUGAAAGCCAACAGUGACCACCAGCACCAGGGCUCGGAGGUAGCGAGGCAGAAGAGGGGGCAGGAUUUGGUGAGGGAUCAAAUCAGACAAGUGGUGACAGAUCUGGAGGACGUGUUGGGGGGUUUGAAGCAAGUUCACGUGGAGAUGAAAGAGGUGGUCGAGCAGAUUGAUCGUCUCACAGCACAUAUUGACCUCAGUGAGGAGGCGUCCUGCAGCACCCGGGUGGCGUCCACUAACUUCGACAGCUCAGCUCAUUCAGGUGACACGUGGGUGGCCCUGCUGCCCAAUCACAAGCCUGCUCCAGUCCCGGCCUCGCAGCACAUUGAUGAAGAGCGCAUCAUCCUAAGGACUAACUCUCCCUCCCCUGUCCACAUGGCAUCUGUUGUUAAAACCAGCCGCUUCACCCGGCCCAGCCACAGUAAGGAGAAAGAGAGGCCAGGUAUGAACGGUCAUCCUCCUCACCUGUACCCCCACACUGGCAGAACUCAUCCGGACCCCCACCCACAGACUCUAGACCCCAAGGUCAUCAUUGGGAACAGCACAUCCAGUUCAAAAACUCAGAAACCUCCUCCAUACCCUCAAAAUGGACGGUGUGGCAAGGGCCCGUACCUUCCUCCCAAACCUGUGAGGACCCCUGCCUACCCUGGGAGAGGCCGCCAGAGCACCAGCAUGGUGUGAAGGAGGUGGGGGGUGGUGGUCUGCCCUGGUGCCAUGGGGGCCUGAAACAUGAGACCCUGCUGCAGCGAGUGACGGUCAGAAGGGGACCAGGCAGGGGAACAACUCAUGCAGGAGCUGAUGCCGCUGAGACAAGCUGUCAGCCGAUGGAAACAGAGCACGACCUGAAGGUGGAGAUAUUUCCAAAGGGAAAACUCCCCCAAGAGUCGACCUGUGACUGCGUCUUGCCAGCAGCAGCAGCAGCAGCAGCAGCAGCAGCAGCACGGACGAGUAGCAGUCGAACCUCUCUGAAAAAUGUUGCUUUUACCGUUACUUGGAGAUGUAUUUGGCAAAUGAUAAGGAAGAACGAUCAACUGUGAACUGCUACAACCACCCAGAGAAACAUAAAAAGUAUGUUUUCAUGCCAGUAUUAAUUUAUUUUUGUACCUUUUUUUCUUUUUUUAAACUGCAAAAACAUCUAUUGUCAGGCAGCUUACACCAGUCUGGAUGCUACCGAUACUAAUGUAUGCUGUAUUAAGAUUUUUAACAUCUAAAGUAUUGUACAGACAUUUCAAAGAUAAAAAACUAUGUAGACGGCUUUUUCUCUUUGCUCCAUGGUUGUCGAAGUUUUGCAAGAUGAAAAACCAGUGACGAGAGAGGAAGGCUGGGAAAGCAGAGAGUGGCGAUUAAACUGCAAUGCAAUACAUUCUCCUGCACUUUUCUCAUACGAAUCAAUCUGACAUCUCAAUUAUCUAACUCUGGAGAUGCUGUAUCGGCUGCUGAAUGUCCCACAUUUUAAAUAAAAAAAUGACGCCA